GGGUUGCAUAGCGUACAGUCGCAUCGAGCAUUAUUUUUCGUUUGUUGGAUACGUAACGAAACAGAAAAAAACGUGUACAUCAAAUUACACACUUUUUUUAUUCCCCUCUUGUUAUAAAGCUCAAAAUUAAACACCCAAUUUAAACACAUUCUUCGAUGUUCUUUUUUUUUGUUUGUGUUCAAUUUGUUGGCAAUUCAUUGGCACUUCCCGUUGAAUAGAAUGUAGAUGAAUUGCACGGUGAAGCUAAGAAUCCUCAAUAUAGUAAACGAGAAAAGAAAAUAUCCACAAAAAAUGCUUUUGACAUCGAUUUAGUACCGGAAAUGAUUAACAUCACAUUAAGAAAAUAAACGACGACAACGAUUCGUUGGAUUUGGUGACUUAAUCUUGAUUUGUGAUAGUUUUUAAUCCGAUAGCCAACGUUUUAGUUUUUGUUUCCAACUCGGAUAUAUUUUAAUUUGAAUAAAAUUUAAAUCGAAGCAACGCGAAAAAGAGAAGGCUUAAUAUUAGGGAAAAACCAAUUUAAUAAAUCUAUAACGACGACAAUAAUAUUGAUUCUAAACGAAAUAAUAAAGCACAUACACACAUAGAAGAAAAAUGUAUUCUGAUAAAAUGAUCAACCAAAUCUACUAUGAAAAACUCAACAGUCUGAAUGCACGAUAUCGCAUUCAACGGGAUUUGAAAUAUGCGACGGCUCAAUCGAAUUUCCAUCAUCAAAAAUUAUUCGAAGAUACAUCGUCUUCAUCAUUGCUUCGAUCAUCGUACAAUCAACGCCAAGAACAACGAUAUUUAUUGCAGUCACAACUUGAACAAGAGUUACUGCAAAAUCAAAUCCAUCAACGUUACUUGGAACAUCGAUAUUCGGUGCCGCAAACACAACAUCGAAACGAACACGAUAAAUUGCCACCGAACACAACACUGCUGGCAAAAUCACAGCAAAAAUACUCACAAUACAAUCCAUACUAUCACACAUUGGACAAUAGAGUGUUGCCCGCUCAACAGCAAUCAUCGUCGGCAACAACGGUUCACACCGAUCUGAAUAACACUAGCGAUAGAUUUACAAAGCAAAUUAAUUUUAAUUUGAAUAACGUCAAUCACUAUUACAACAGUACAAAACAUUGUACCGAGACUGAUAGAGACGGUGUAGCCGUUGCCGCUGCCGCUGCUGCAACAAACGUGCACUUGUCAUCGAAAUCAAUCGGUUACAAUACAUGCAACAAUAGUACCAUUGCAAGGACAAAGCCUUAUCAAAACAAUAUUUGUAGCGGUAAGAAAUACGACAUAAAUAAUCGCAAUAAUAAUCACGACACAUACAUCGAGUAUCUACAAAAGCCAAUUAAAAUGCAAAGCGCGGAAAUUGUCAUCGAACACACUCAAUUAGUAUUGAAUGUUAAUUCAAACGGCAAUGACAAUACGAAUCCAACAAAUCCAACGCAUCGACCCAAUCACUAUACGCAGAUAUUAGCUGCGUUAGCCGUUUCACUUGGACCAUUAGCGGCUGGACUGGGGAAGGGGUAUUCAAGUCCUGCCAUUGCCAGCCUCCAAGAACUACAAAUUCGAACUCGGGGAAAUUACACAUCAUUCACCAUCACAGAUCAAGAAGCCAGUUGGGUAGCUAGUUUGUCACUUUUAGGUGCUUUGUUCGGCGGUGUUGUAGGUGGUUUCUUUUUGCAAUUUGGCCGUCGCAGACUGUUGACUUUUAUGUCGUUACCGUUUUCAUUAUCAUGGAUUUUGACAGUGUUCGCAACAUCAGUGGUUCCCAUAUUAGUGACAGCGUUCGUCGGUGGUUUUUGUUGUGCAAUUGUGUCCAUGGUGACCCAGGUGUACAUCAGUGAAAUCGCAUCGCCGGAUAUUCGUGGUUUUCUGUCGGCCAUUCAAAAGAUUGCAGGCCAUGUGGGCAUAUUGAUAUCGUUUUCAUUGGGUGCAUAUUUGGAUUGGCGACAAUUGGCAAUGCUAGUCUCGAUUGCACCGAUGCUACUAUUUUUCACCGUGAUUUACAUACCCGAAACGCCAAGCUUCUUGGUUUUAAAUGGUCGUGAUGAUGAAGCUUACAGAUCAUUACAGUGGCUACACGGACCCAAUAAAAACAUUGAGUUGGAAUUGGAAACGAUUCGAUCGAAUAUUCGAGCAGCUAAACCGCGCCAAAAUCCAUUUCCAACACUGCCCGUAGGAAAAAUACUGUCAAAAUCAUCAAUGCAAACAAUUUACACGAACAUCAAAUCGGUACUUAAAAACGUGCGAAUUAUUAAGCCGAUCGGAAUCACUUGUGGUCUUAUGGUGUUUCAACGAUUUACAGGGGCAAAUUCAUUUGGUUUCUAUGCCGUAAAAAUAUUUCGCCAGACAUUUGCUGGUAUGAAUCCACAUGGUGGUGCAAUAGCCGUUAGCUUUGUACAAUUAUUGGCUGCAAUGUUGAGCGGACUGCUGAUCGACACCGUUGGACGUAUUCCAUUGUUGAUAAUCAGCAGUGUAUUUAUGUCGUUAGCUCUUGCAUCAUUCGGAUCAUACGUGUACUAUGAACAAUCAAAUAAAUUAAUUGCAAGCACCAAUUUUGAUAUGGAAGCAGUCAAUACUGAUUGGAUACCAUUGUUGUGCGUGCUUGUAUUCACCAUUGCGUUUUCAUUAGGUAUUUCACCGAUAUCAUCGUUGCUAGUUGGUGAACUAUUUCCACUUGAAUAUCGUGGCAUUGGCAGCAGCAUAGCGACCAGUUUUAGUUAUUUCUGUGCAUUCAUAAGUGUCAAAACGUUUAUCGACUUUCAGGAGUUAUUCGGAUUGCAUGGUGCAUUUUGGCUAUAUGCGGGCAUCUCGUGCUGUGGCCUAUUUUUCGUUGUGAUGUGUGUGCCAGAAACGAAAGGAAGAGAUCUUGAUGAAAUGGAUCCAAAAUACGAACGAACAAUGACAAUAAAUCGAUGAGAUAUGGGAACUCACGUAGAAUAUUUAGUGUAGUAUUUUGUAGAAUCAUUUAAUUUUUCUAGUUUUAUCUCUGGUGCACAAUGUGUGUGUGUUUUUUUUUUGUAUGUUUGCAAUUGUAAUCGCGUCAUCAUCGUUGUGAAUGCGUUCGCUCGUAUGUAUGUGUAAAAAUAUUGAAUAUGAUAUGACGUUUGUGUUGUAUCCAUGCGCUGCUUUUUUUUCUAUUUUGACGUCAGAGUAUCUCUUUUUUUAAAUGCACACAAAAAAAGAAACAAAUAAUUCAUUUGUCUGUUUAAAUACAUGUACUAAACUCGGAAGUAUUAGCUUAAUUAUUAUUUUAUACGCAACGCACACAUACGCAUUAAGUAUUUUUUUUUGUUCGUUUAAUUUACAUAGGAAAGCUUUUCGCUAUAGGGAUAUUAAGUAGUUUUUAACAGUCUAAAAAAAAUCAAACUCAACCAAUUUGUGAAAUAGUAGGGAUAAUAUAUCAUAUCGACGACAAGCAUCAUGACGAUGUAACACAAGCCAAUGUGAUGAUAAGCAAGAAGUAUUUAUGAUUACCAUUUUCGAUCACAUCAUAUCAAAACAAAACAAAAAUUGAAAUACACACAUACACAACACAAUCACAAAAAGAAGACGAUACAACUAAAUAAUUAUGCGGCAUUAAAUCGUUGAACGAUUUCAUAUAUACAUAUUUAGAUAUAUAUUCAAUGAAUGGUGCACAUUUUAUCGGUCAUAGUUUUUUGAU
Messenger RNA from Contarinia nasturtii (swede midge), 3652 nucleotides. RefSeq names its product facilitated trehalose transporter Tret1-like. Gene Ontology annotation, cellular component: membrane. NCBI's taxonomy places the organism in Eukaryota, Metazoa, Arthropoda, Insecta, Diptera, Cecidomyiidae. Gene Ontology annotation, molecular function: sugar transmembrane transporter activity. The record is from RefSeq and is a predicted model, not a curated record. Gene Ontology annotation, biological process: carbohydrate transport; transmembrane transport. The transcript is spliced from 10 exons. Bases 595 to 2907 code for a protein of 770 amino acids.